Aspergillus saccharolyticus JOP 1030-1 is the source of this 11846-nucleotide messenger RNA. Its product is annotated as histone acetyltransferase TRA1. Lineage: Eukaryota; Fungi; Ascomycota; Eurotiomycetes; Eurotiales; Aspergillaceae. The coding region runs from base 259 to 11634 and encodes 3791 amino acids. Gene Ontology annotation, cellular component: NuA4 histone acetyltransferase complex; SAGA complex; nucleus. The record is from RefSeq and is a predicted model, not a curated record. The transcript is spliced from 3 exons. Gene Ontology annotation, biological process: DNA repair; regulation of DNA-templated transcription. Gene Ontology annotation, molecular function: protein binding; transcription coregulator activity.
CGCCAAUGUCGCCGUCGAACUCCGAGACAGCAUAGAGCCACUCUGCUCUGGCGCAAGCUAUCCAAUCUUCCUUUCCAAGCUAUGGCCCGUGUUCAAAAACAUUCUGAAGGGCGAACCAGUCUUCACGAACUUGUCCUUCGAACAGGUGAGUUUGGGAUCAUGGACCGUCUGCAGUACCCCAUGGCUUCGGAGCUUACGCAAGUCGCCUGGUAACAGAAACUGCGGAAUUACAUUCUCGAGACGCUGCAUAGACUUCCCAUGGCAUCCCCGGAUGUCGAACCGUACGCCGCCGAUAUGGUCGACCUGUUGAUGGAGCUCGUCCGGAUUGAAAACGAAGAGAAUGCGGUGUUGUGUAUGAAGACAAUCAUGGAUCUGGAGAGGAACCAAGCCAAGGCAACCGCAGCACGGGUUCAACCUUUCUUAGCACUGAUCCAAGAGAUGUUUCAGAUGAUGGAGCAGGUGGUACGCGACACGUUCGACACGCCCAACCAAGCCACACCGUCUGGUAUGCCCUCGACACCGAGUGCCACAGCUCAGAACUUCCAAUCGCCCAGACCCAGCUCGCCAGCGACUUCCGUGUCAGAUCUUGGACCCGACCAACAAGCCAACAAUAUUCUUCUGCGGGGAAUGCAAUCGUUCAAGGUCCUGGCGGAAUGCCCGAUUAUCGUCGUUUCAAUCUUCCAGACUCAUCGGAACUCUGUCGCAGCGAAUGUCAAGCUCUUCGUGCCCCUGAUCAAGAGCAUUCUUCUCCUUCAAGCCAAGCCGCAGGAGCGGGCACACACCGAGGCUGCCGCACAAGGAACGAUAUUUACUGGUGUUUGCAAGGAAAUCAAGAAUCGAGCUGCGUUUGGUGAAUUCAUUACCGCACAGGUCAAAACGAUGAGCUUCUUGGCGUACCUGCUCCGCAUGUAUGCUCAGCAGCUUCAGGAUUUCCUCCCCACUCUCCCAUCGGUCGUAGUUCGGCUUCUGCAGGAUUGCCCCCGGGAGAAGUCAAGCGCUAGAAAGGAGCUCCUUGUUGCCAUCCGUCACAUCAUCAACUUCAACUACCGCAAGAUCUUUCUGGAGAAAAUCGAUGAACUGCUUGACGAACGCACUCUGAUCGGCGACGGUCUCACCGUGUACGAGACGAUGAGGCCUCUUGCAUACAGCAUGCUGGCUGAUUUGAUCCACCAUGUGCGAGACCACUUGACGCGGGACCAGAUCCGACGGACUGUUGAGGUUUACACCAAGAACAUGCAUGAUGAUUUCCCCGGGACAAGCUUCCAGACUAUGAGUGCUAAGCUUCUCCUGAAUAUGGCUGAGCGUAUUGCCAAGCUGGAAGACAAGCGAGAAGCGCGGUACUUCUUGAUCAUGAUCUUAGAUGCCAUUGGUGACAAGUUUGCUGCCAUGAACCAUCAGUUCAACAAUGCUGUCAAGGUGUCAAAGCUGUACAAAGAGACUAAGAAGGAUCUGGAACCCACGGCAGAAAAGUACCUCGCGGAGAAAGAGUUCCCUCCUGACUGGGAUGAGAUCGACAUUUUCUCGGCUUCACCAAUCAAGACAUCAAAUCCUCGUGAUCGUGGGGGCGAUCCGGUGUCAGACAACAUUUUCCUUUUCAAGAACCUGAUUAACGGUCUGAAAACGAUCUUCCAUCAGCUCAAGAAUUGCAACCCCGAGCAUAUUCAGAUCGACACGAACAGUGUGCCGAUCAACUGGUCCGAAGUCUCCUAUGGAUACAAUGCUGAGGAAGUGCGGGUCAUUAAGAAGCUUUUCCAUGAGGGAGCACGAGUGUUCAGAUACUACGGCGUCGACCAAUCGCCACCAGAGGUCAAUUACUCGUCUCCCUUCGACUUCCUUGCCAGUCAAUACACGGCUCCGAUGUCGCGGGAAGAGAAGGAGCUCCUGGAGAGCUUCGGCACCGUCUUCCACUGCAUUGACACCGCUACGUUCCACGAAGUCUUUCAUUCAGAGAUUCCGUACCUACAUGAGCUGAUGUUCGAACAUGGUGCUCUGCUUCAUCUACCUCAAUUCUUCUUGGCCAGCGAAGCUACGUCCCCUGCCUUCUCCGGAAUGGUGUUACAGUAUCUUAUGGACCGGAUACACGAAGUCGGCACUUCCGACAUGACCAAGGCGAAGAUUCUGCUCAGAAUGUUCAAGCUCUCUUUCAUGGCAGUGACUCUGUUCUCCGUCCAAAACGAGCAAGUUUUACACCCACAUGUAACCAAGAUCGUGACAAAGUGCAUAGAGCUCUCGGUCACUGCUGAGGAACCUAUGAACUACUUCCUGCUGCUGAGGUCGCUCUUCCGCAGCAUUGGAGGCGGUCGUUUUGAGCUUCUCUACAAGGAGAUUUUGCCAUUGCUGGAAAUGCUCCUCGAGACAUUCAAUAACCUCCUGGUGGCUGCCCGCAAACCGCAAGAGCGUGAUCUAUACGUGGAACUUACGCUCACAGUUCCAGCUCGCUUGAGUCACCUCUUACCGCAUCUCAGCUAUCUCAUGCGCCCUAUAGUAGUGGCUCUGCGUGCGGAUUCAGAUCUUGUCGGUCAAGGUCUUCGGACUCUUGAGUUAUGCGUGGACAAUCUGACCGCCGAUUAUCUGGACCCCAUCAUGGCUCCUAUAAUGGACGACCUAAUGACAGCUCUAUGGGAUCACUUACGCCCGCAUCCCUACAACCACUUCCACGCUCAUACGACCAUGCGCAUCCUGGGCAAGCUCGGUGGUCGCAAUCGCAAGUUUCUCAAUCAUCCUCCAGAUCUUACCUUUGAGCAGUUUGCCGAUGACGCACCAAGUUUUGACAUCAAGCUUAUGGGCCCUAGCGAGAAGCGGCCAUUCCCAAUCGAUAUUGGCCUGGACUUAGCGAUUGCCAAGUUGAUGGAAGUCUCCAAGAACGGAUCAGGGCAGGCCUCCGACAGCUACUACAAACAGCAAGCAUUCCGCAUGGUUUCGUCGCAGCUGAAACUCUACAUCGGCUACGAGAAUCUCCCCGAGGAUCUUGCCUCUCUGAUUCGCCUACACGCCAACGAUCUGUUUGAGAGCAAGACCACUUCCAUGGCUGAUGUUCUGGAGAAGUCAGAAAGAUCGAGCUCUAUUCCGAAGAAGUUAGGUCAGGAGGCUACCAUGAAGAAGCUCCUAAAGGCAUCUAUCUACGCCACUACCAUUCCGGAGUUGGAGCAAUCUGCAACGGCCUUUGUUGCAGAUGUGUGCAAACACUUCGCUCUGGUGGAGGUCGGUCGGGCACUUGCACAGGCUCGGCACACCCGUAAGCCUUUCGAUGUCAAUAGCGGUGAAGGUCCCGUAUACCUCGAUUCGCGCGUGCUGGCUGAAGCAGUUGUCGAGUCGCUUUCCUCCGACAAUACUCGAGUCCGCGAGGGGGCCGAGACGGCCAUGCAAGUCAUGAAAGACGCUGCCGCUAUCAUUUUUGGCGCCCCGGAUCGAGUAGCGAAGUUACCUUUCUUCCAACAUCUGGGCCGCGUGUUUUGUCAUAGCUGUCACAGCGAGGAGUGGUUCACCAAAGCUGGGGGCAGCUUUGGUAUUCACCUUUUCGCCACCAAGCUGGACCUGGGAGAUGCAUGGCUCCUUGACAAGCAAGCUGAUUUCGUCAGGGCGCUCAUGUAUGUUAUCAAAGAUACCCCACCUGACUUGCCUGCCAGUACGCGGCUGCGGGCUCAAGAAACACUGGAUCUGAUUCUGCGCCGGUGUUGCAAGAGUCUGAGCCUCGAGGACCUCAAAAAUGAGAAGAGCCGCUUGUAUUCUUUGUGUGGUCACUUCGUCUACGAGUUGUCUCACAUGAACAAACAAGUUCGCGAGGCUUCCCGACGCAGCUUUUCCACUCUGGCCGAAGUCCUUGGGUGCCAAAUACACGAGCUCAUCCUGCCGGUUAAGGAACGUCUCCUCCAGUCUAUCUUCAACAAGCCGCUACGAGCGCUGCCCUUUCCCAUCCAGAUUGGCUUCAUCGAGGCUAUCACUUACUGUCUUAGCCUUCAUAAUAACAUUGUGACGUUCAAUGACCCUCUCAACAGGUUGAUGAUGGAGUCGCUUGCUCUGGCUGAUGCGGAUGACGAAUCCCUGGCGUCCAAGCCGAACGAGUUCAAGAAUGCGGAAAUGAUUGUGAACUUGCGUGUCGCCUGUCUCCGUCUUCUGUCUAUGGCAAUGAGCUUCUCGGAAUUCGGCAACGCACCGCAGAAUACCAGUCGUGCUCGUAUAAUCUCAACUUUCUUCAAGUCGCUCUACUCCCGGUCUCCAGAGGUCAUUGAAGCUGCAAAUGCAGGUCUUCGGGACGUUCUGACGCAGACUAACAAGCUGCCGAAAGACCUGCUUCAGAAUGGUCUUCGCCCGAUCCUCAUGAAUUUGCAAGACCCGAAGCGUUUAAGUGUCGCAGGGCUCGACGGUCUUGCUCGCCUGCUCACGCUCUUGACAAACUAUUUCAAGGUCGAAAUUGGCGCACGCCUUCUGGACCACAUGAAGGUCAUCGCGGAUGACGCUACCUUGCAAAAGGUGUCUUUUAGCCUUGUUGAGCAGAGUCCGCCCAUGAAGAUCGUGGCUGCAAUUUUCAAUAUCUUCCACCUACUCCCUCCCGCUGCUACAUCCUUCAUGGAGCACCUUGUCAAUAAGGUCUUGGACCUUGAGGAGAAACUUCGCAGGACGUCCAACAGUCCUUUCCGGAAACCACUCGUGAAGUACAUCAAUCGCUACCCCAAAGAGAGCUUGACCUUCUUUCUGGCGCGCUUCAAGGACGAAAGAUUUGGCCGAUUCUUCGGACAGGUCUUGGCCGACCCAGAGAGUGAGGCGCUUCGCUCUGCAGUGGUCGCAGACACUGAAGGUUUCUUAUCCGCUGCGUUCGGGCCAGAGGGGACUGAUGGCAAAAACACCGCAGGGAUCAAUGGCAUCUACGUCACUCACUCUAUCUGCGCGUUCGAAUCCACCAAGCGCUGGUUGGUGUCUCAUGCCGACCUGAGGACAAAGCUUCUAAGCUCAGGGCGUGACCUUGCGAGGAAGCUUCGCAGCGAUAAGCUGCCAAUCAACGAACGAUUGAGGGUGGAGCAGGCGGAGGAUCAAUUGAUGGAUAUCUUCACCAACUACCUCUCUGAAUCCGUACAGGAUUUAGACUUUUUGUUCGAGAUCAUUGACGGCCUAUCCGCAGAGGAGCUCAAGCGUACGCUGGCUCUUCCGCGGUUCAUAUACCGUCACAUUAUCACGAACGAGUCCAUCGACUACCGUCGUUCUGUUAUCAUGCGUUGCCUGGAUUUGUACACUCAGCGUUCAUGCUCUCAGAAGAUGAAGACUUACGCCUUCCGUCAUCUCGUCAAUCCCAUCUUCGCCAUGGAUGUUCAAACGACAUGGAACAGCCCACCCAACAGCCCCAAGCUCAUGGACAAGAGCAUGACCGAGUUCAUUCAGAGUCGUUUGUGGAAACCUCAACUAGCGGAUCUUAGCGAAGAAUCCAACCAAGCUGGUGUCGACCACUCUAGGAUGGAGCUCUUGCAGCUGUCGGCCUUGUUGAUCAAGUACCAUCAUCAGACAGUGCAAGACUCCCGCAAGGAUAUCAUCAAGUUUGCUUGGAACUACAUCCGCCUUGAAGACAUCAUUAACAAGUACGGAGCAUAUGUUCUCAUCAGUUACUUCAUCGCCCACUACGAGACUCCCUUCAAGAUUGUCGUUCAAGUCUAUGUCGCUUUGCUCCGAGCCCAUCAGAAUGAAGGCAAGGCACUUGUUACGCAGGCUUUGGACGUUCUUGCGCCAGUCCUACCCACCAGAAUCCUGUCGGCAAGCAACAACCAAGGCCCCGACUUCCGUUAUCCUCUGUGGGCGAAAUGGCCGCGGCGCAUCUUAGCAGAAGAGACCGCAAACCUGCAGCAAGUGAUGAGCAUCUUCCAGUUUCUCGUCCGUCACCCGGAUCUUUUCUACGAAUCGCGAGAACACUUUGUUCCGCUUAUUGUACCCUCCCUAUCUAAGAUAGCAGCCCCUGCCAGUCCCUCUAACGAGGGCAAAAAGCUUGCUUUGAAUCUCAUCAGUCUCAUCUGGCACUGGGAAGAAAAGCGUGCCAAGGCAGGUCAGACCACGAUGUCGAACGGUGUUCUCGAGUCACCCAACGCCAAGAAGCGUAAGUUUGAAGAUGGCCAGAGUGCCUCGUCACCGUCGCCUGCACUUGUACCUCCGGCUUCCCGCGACCGCUCGGACUAUGCGGUUUCGGCUGAUUUCCGGGCUUCUCUGACCAAGUACCUUAUUACCUUCAUCACGACAAUCCCAGAGAGGUUCCCCGUCCCGGCCGCUCGUAUCCGAGAAUUGCCAUCGUCCAAGGCUCCACCUGUACCUACUGGCGAAAUGGUCAAGAAGGCAGUCUUUUUGCUGAGAAAUCUCUUGUCUCCUGAAUACUGGGGCGACUUGGAUGUUGAGCUGUAUCAGAAGGUGACAGAGCCUAUUCUCGCCGGCGAGAAGGCAGAGAAGCCCGACGAAAAGCACAUUACGAGUAUGAUCAAUGCUCUUCAGGUCGUGCGGAUCUUGCUAGCAUCCAAAUCCGAUGAGUGGAUUGUUGCGCGCGUGCAGAGCAUUCAGAAGUUGUUCGAGAAGCCUUUGCGGUCAGACAACCCCGAAAUCCAGGAUUGUCUUCAUGGUGUCGAAGAUGAAAUGGAUAUCUCCCCCAAACUCGAACCCCCGGUUCGACGUGUUCUGAAUGCUCUCCCGGAUGACCAGCCCGAGGAGGAGGAUGCAAUGGAGGUUGAACACUCACCUUCCGAGUUUGUCACGUACUUGUCCACCAUUGCAACCGAGACCCUGUCGGCGAACAACUAUGUUUCGAGUCUCAACAUCCUGUGGACCCUCUCGAAGAACAAGCCAGCCGAGAUGGACCCCCAUAUACCUCAGAUCAUGAAGGCAUUCUCUCAGAAAUUGGCCAAAGAACAUGUUGCCGCUUCGACGGCAAACCAAGGCCAGUAUCCGCCGGGACAAAAGCCUCCGGAGGGAGUGCCCGAGCAGCAAGAAUAUGAGAUUGGGGUUGACUUGAUCUUCAAGACUAUUGAGCUGGUUUCCGUGCGCAUGUCUCACCUCGGAGAGCAGAGGCGACCCUUCUUGAGCGUUCUGGCGCAGUUGGUUGAGCGGUCACAGAAUAUCAAGCUCUGCAGUAAGGUCCUUGGCAUGGUAGAGACCUGGAUUUUCCAUUCGACUGAGUCAUGGCCCACGCUCAAGGAGAAAACGGCUGUCCUGCACAAGAUGUUGCUAUUUGAAUCACGUCCUGACCAGACCAUGCUGAAGAAGUUCCUUGACCUUGUCAUCAGGAUCUACGACGACCAGAAGAUAACUCGUACAGAACUGACCGUCAGACUGGAACACGCUUUCCUGAUUGGUACCAGAGCACAAGAUGUUGAGAUGCGCAAUCGCUUUAUGACAAUCUUUGACCGCAGUCUGACUCGCCUGGCCAGCUCUCGGCUCAGCUAUGUUUUGACUUGUCAGAACUGGGACACCCUUGCUGAUUCUUUCUGGCUGGCGCAAGCAUCUCAUCUGGUUUUAGGAUGCGUGGACAUGUCAUCGUUGGCUAGAUUGCAUCCUGACGAUUUCACUGUCUAUCCUGUCUCUUUCCUCUUUGGCAACGCCGAGAAAGACCCCCGCAAAGCUGACAUCAUGGUCGACACUCAGCUGGAGGCCUUUGUCACCGACCGCAAGCGGUUCAUUUCAGAGAUUGGUGAUGUGAAGGCUCGUGAUUUGAUGGAACCUCUGUGCCAGCUUCAGCACACCGAUUCUAAUGUGUCUUACAAGCUCUGGACCACGUUGUUCCCCAUUUUCUGGUCCACAUUGUCGAGGGAGGACCGCAUCGACCUGGAGAAGGGUGUGGUGACACUCAUCACUCGAGAGUACCAUCAAAGACAGCUUGAUAAGCGGCCGAACGUUGUGCAGGCCUUGCUUGAAGGAGUUGUCCGAGCACGUCCGCGGUUCAAGAUCCCUCCUCAUGUUAUGAAGUAUCUCAGCCGAACCUACGAUGCCUGGUAUACUGCCGCUACAUACUUGGAGGAAUCGGCCAUCAGCCCCAUCAUUGACACUCCUACUGUUCGUGAGAGCAAUCUCGAUGCUUUGGUCGAAGUAUACGCCGGAUUACAGGAAGACGACUUUUUCUACGGCACCUGGAGGCGUCGUUGCAAAUUUGUCGAAACAAAUGCCGCCCUCUCGUAUGAGCAGCAAGGCAUGUGGGACAAGGCUCAGCAAUUGUAUGAGAAUGCUCAGAUCAAAGCUCGCUCAGGAGCGAUGCCGUUCUCGCAGGGCGAGUACUAUCUCUGGGAGGACCAUUGGUUAAUUUGCGCCCAAAAGCUGCAGCAGUGGGAAGUUCUGAGCGAUUUUGCUAAGCAUGAAAACUUGAAUGAUCUUCUCCUGGAGUCUGCUUGGAGAAAUAUCGAAAAUUGGCAGAGUGAAGGCAGUAGAGAGCAGCUCGAAUCUCUCAUUAAGUCUGUCUCCGACGCACCCACUCCGAGACGCACCUUCUUCCAAUCCUUCAUGGCAUUGCUUCAGUUCCACAUCAAGAAGGAAAAUGUCCAGGAUUUCAACGGUGUUUGCGAUGAGUCUAUUCAGCUGUCCAUCCGCAAAUGGCUUCAGUUGCCGAAGAGAAUAACCAACGCUCACAUCCCAAUUCUGCAGCACUUCCAACUUCUGGUUGAGCUCCAUGAUGCCAGCCACAUCUGCGCCAGUUUGUCUCAAACGAACGAGCGCAACCUGGACACCAAGUCUGCUGAGCUCAAGUUGCUGCUGGCGACAUGGAGAGACCGUCUGCCUAAUCUGUGGGACGACAUUAAUGCUUGGCAAGAUCUGGUUACAUGGCGACAGCACAUUUUCCAGCUUAUCAACCAGACCUAUCUGAGCUUGCUGCCGCCGCAGACUAAUAACGUGGCCAGCAACUCGUAUGCCUACCGCGGAUACCAUGAGACGGCGUGGAUCAUCAACCGAUUUGCACACGUUGCUCGCAAGCACCAGAUGCCCGAGGUGUGCAUCAACCAACUCAGCCGCAUCUACACUCUUCCAAACAUCGAGAUCCAGGAGGCUUUCUUGAAGCUUCGAGAACAAGCCAAGUGCCACUAUCAGAAUCCAAAGGAGCUGAACAGUGGUUUGGAUGUCAUCAACAAUACCAAUCUCAACUACUUCGGUGCGCAACAGAAAGCAGAAUUCUACACGCUCAAGGGUAUGUUUCUUGCUAAGUUGAAUCAUGUCAAUGAGGCAAAUGAAGCAUUCGGUGUUGCAUUGUACUACGAACUGAAACUCGCAAAAGCGUGGUCUGAGUGGGGUCAGUACAGCGACCAACGUUUCAAGGCCGACCCGUCUGACUACGAGCUUGCGAGCAACGCUGUGAGCUGCUACCUGGAAGCUGCCGGUCUAUACAAGAACGCCAAGUCUCGAAAGCUGCUGAGUCGUAUCCUUUGGCUUCUGAGCUUGGACAAUGAGGAGGGUCAAAUCGCUCGUGCUUUCGAGAACUUCAAGGGUGAUACGCCGGUUUGGUACUGGAUCACCUUUAUUCCGCAACUUCUCACCAGCCUUUCACACCGUGAAGCGCGUCUGUGCAAGGCUGUUCUGGUCAAGAUCGCCAAGUUGUUUCCACAAGCUCUCUUCUUCUUGCUUCGUACUAACAGGGAAGACAUGCUCAAUAUCAAGAAACAGCAUGACCAGAAGCAAGAGAAGAUUAACCGUGCUCGGAUGCAGCAACAGCAACAGUCCUCACCUUUGGCGAAGGCUGCACCGACAAACGCCGAUGCUUUGCCUGCUCCCACCACCCAGCCGAGCAACGCUGGUAGUACUCCAGCAAUGCCAAAUGGCCAGCAAGGCGGCGCUCCGCAGGUACAGAAUCAAGCUCAGUCCCAUCCUCAAGGGGUCAACCAGGGCCAGCCUGCGAAUCCGGCGCAGAUCAAGAACCCGAACGUUCCUCAGCAGGUACCUGGUCAAGGCCAGAUACAGCAACCUCAAGGCCAGGGCCAGGCUUCCGCACCAAUGCAGAAUCAGGCAUCAAAUCCAGGACAGGCUCCAAUGCAGCAGCCACAGGGUCAGCAGCAAGGACACCUUCAGGUACCCGGUCAGAACGGCGUUCCUCAGCCCAAUGCGAAGCCGGCCCUCACGGAGAUCGAAAAAGAACCUCUCAAGAAGCCCUGGGAGUACUCCGAUGAGAUCAUGUCUGGCCUCAAGACAGCAUUUCCUCUGCUUGCAUUGUCUAUGGAAACAAUGGUCGACCAGAUUCACAAGAACUUCAAGUGCCCUCCUGACGAGGAUGCGUACCGACUCAUCGUUGCUCUUCUGAAUGACGGUUUGGCGUACGUUGGUCGGAUGCCUGGCUCCUAUGCGCAAGACUUCAAACUGCCGGCUGCAACCGAAGCCAACAUUACUCGUUUCGCAGAGACUAUCCUUCCAGCGCAUAUACGCAAGUCCUUCGAAGCCGACUUCGUUGUCAAGAAGCCGACCAUGUACGAAUACAUUCACAAGCUUCGUCGCUGGCGCGAUAAGUUUGAAGAGAAGCUGGACCGGCGACCGCAGAACCAGUUCUUGGAGACUUACUCUCCACACCUCAGCGAAUUCCGCUUCCUCAAAUUCGAUGAGGUCGAGGUGCCAGGCCAGUAUCUGCUGCACAAAGACAAGAAUCAGGACUUUGUUCGCAUUGAUCGAUUCUUGCCAGACAUUGACCUUGUGCGCGGCAUCGGUGUCUGCCACCGCCGGUUGAAGAUCCGUGGUCACGAUGGAAGCGUUCACGCCUUCGCCGUCCAGCACCCAGCUGCACGACACUGUCGGCGGGAGGAGCGAAUUCUGCAACUUUUCCGCAUUUUCAACGGAAUACUGGGCAAGCGCAAGGAGAGUCGCCGUCGUAAUCUGUACUUCCAUCUUCCACUCAUGGUUCCGUUGGCUCCCCACAUCCGAUUGGUUCGCGACGAUCCGUCAUACAUCUCCAUGCAAGGCAUUUACGAGGACUAUUGCCGACGCGUUGGCAUUAAUAAGGAUGAGCCUGUUCUCUUCACGAUGGAGAAGAUGAGAUCCUUGGCGGAAACGAAGCAGAAUCGGACUCCCGACCAGCAGCAGGUGCUUCGAACAGAGAUGCUCACCGCGAUCCAGGAGAAGUGGGUUCCCAGUACUAUUGUGCUCGACUACUUCCAGAGGAUCUAUCCGAACUUCUCUGACUUCUGGCUUUUCCGCCGGCAAUUUGCUUAUCAAUACGCGGCGAUUGCUUUCAUGACCUACGUGAUGCACAUGGGCAACCGGUACCCGAACAAGAUCAUGAUCUCGAGACAGACCGGCGACAUCUGGGGCUCAGAGCUCAUUCCCACCAUCAACCCGGCCAAGGCGUUCUUCUACAACCCGGAGCAGGUGCCAUUCCGCUUUACGCCCAACAUCCAGACCUUGCUGGGGCCGAUUGCCACUGAGGGUCUCUUUGCGUGCGCAUUAAUGGCGAUUGCCCGCUGCCUCACCGAACCCCGACACGAGCUGGAACAGCAACUCAGCGUCUUUGUGCGCGAUGAAAUGAUGUUCUGGGCUACAGCACAGCACCGAGGCCCUCUGCCACCUCCCCAGCUUCGCGACCUGGUCUACAACAAUAGCGAUAUCAUUGGCAACCUGCCUGCGAACCAAACCACUAUCGAUCUCAUCUCCAAGGCUGUCAACCCUCAACACCUUGCUUCGUGCGAUGCUUUGUGGAUGGCAUACCUCUGAUUGUUUGCUUGCGAGGCGUUUUGUUUUUGUUUCUGUGGCAGAGGCUUACGGGUCUGCUAAGUCAAAUGGGAAUUCCAUUCUAGCGUGGCGCUCUGAGGCGAAGUCUAUGGGACAGGUUAUGAUGUUUCAUCGCUUGUGUUGUUUGUGCCAUUGUAUGUAUCAUAAUUUAAUUCAGGCAGAUAUCAAUCUAGACAUUGACUGCUGUUACGAGU